AUGUUAAGGAAAGGAGAAGAGCUUCAAGGUAGAACCUAUGAACUAGGCUACCGUCCUCGGAACCAAUGCCUAAGAUUUGCCCUUGCGGACGUUAGAAAAAGAAUCCGAAUUAGGCUUGCAGACCUACUAUUAGGCUUUCAGUGUAGUAACCUAGAUGCUGAAUAUAGACUCCCAUCUAUAGUAAAAGAGAAGAAAGUCAGGCGGACACUGGCAGCUGCAAGUCAGUCGUUCAGUAUCAGAGGCGCUGCGCUGCCCUUGGCUAAGAAGGUUUACUUCUCUGUCACUUCCAAGCCAUUACUGACUGAAUCUGGGAGGGCAAAAGGCUUAGUAAUAGUAAGCUUCUCAACCCUGGUAAGGGUUUACUUCGUCCCAGGCCAGGUCGUUGCUCGUUGCACGGUAGGCGGCUUUGAGGAAAGGUAUGAAGUCACUCGCCCUUUAGCUUUAGAAAGCAGGAGAGGUGCUUUAGCAACUCGACUGAAAGGAGAGGUUAUGAACACAAACUCGACUGAAAGGAGAGGUUGUGAACACAAACUCGACUGA
Messenger RNA from Arabidopsis thaliana (thale cress), 540 nucleotides. RefSeq lists its product as uncharacterized. The transcript has 6 exons. The record is from RefSeq and is marked reviewed. NCBI's taxonomy places the organism in Eukaryota, Viridiplantae, Streptophyta, Magnoliopsida, Brassicales, Brassicaceae. Bases 1 to 540 code for a protein of 179 amino acids.